UCUCCAAACAGACGACCACGUGGUUGCUUUCUUCACUCUGUACGCCGAACACGUCUAAUCGGAGGCGGAAGGUGUGAAACGGCGGGAACAACAAAGGGAGAAAUGGCGGGAAGGCGAGAUGAAGAUAUGGCGGGAGAUCCAUGGGUAUGCUCCAGUAGGGUUCUAUAUAAAUGUACGUGGGUGAAGUUCUUCAACAGGUAUGGGUUCUGCACUUUACUUUGACAUAAAUGUACACUUUGAUGGAAAAGUUUCAAGGAUAAAAAACAUUGAACCCCAUAAAUAUGGUUACAUGGACUUGCUGGAUGAUGUCUCCUCUAGGUCAUUUAAUCACUUACCAUCUGACAGGGGUUUUACCAUCAAAAUGUAUGGUUACAAACCUGGAACUAAUGAGAGAAUGGAUGUGAGUUCUGACUUAGAUGUCAUUGAAAUGUUUGGGUUCUACUGUAAUGUUUGUGUACUUGACCUGCAUGUAGAGGUGUGUGAUGUGGAAGGUCCUACAUUUCCUUACAUUCCAUCUACAACUGAUACAACACUUUCAUUUCCCUCAGUUUCUACAAAUCCACAUGAAUGUGUAAAUGUUGAGGAUGAUAGCAGUGAUCAUGAGUGGUCUGAAAACAGUCUAGAUAUAAGUGAUAAGGAAGUGGAAUGGGAUGAUGAGAGUAGUGAGGAGUUUAUUGGGUAUGGGUUUGAGGAAGACAUAGAGGUCAGUAGUGAUGGAAUGUCUAAGUAUAGUUCGAGUGAUGAUGGUGGUAAGGAGUCUAGUAGUGAUUCUGAUAUAAUAACGUAUGGCCCUACUUUUCAGCCCUUUGAUCCUACCAAAUGUGGAGAAGAGUUUCAGGUAGAUGCUAGGGGGAAAAUUAGGCUUGCUGCAGGUCUACUUUUUGGGAAUGCUACCAAAUUUAGAGAAGUUUUAAAAGAGUUUACCAUUCAAGAGGGUUGCAAAAUAGUGAGGGAAAAAAAUGAAAAAACUAGGAUCACAUGUAGGUGUGCUGUUGUGGGUUGUAAAUGGAGGAUUCAUGCAUCACCUUUGGCUGAUGGUGUCACUUUUAAGAUAAAGACAUAUAAGGAAGAGCAUACUUGUAUAAGUGAAACUAGUAAUUUUGAGGCAAAUUCAACCUGGAUUGCAAAAAAGAUGGCGAAUGAAUUAAGGGCAAAUCCGAACAUGUCCUUAGACUGUAUGCAAGUUUUGCUUCACCAAAAAUAUGGUAUUGAAGCUUCUAGAAUUCAACUUUAUAGGGCAAAGAGAAAGGCCUUAGAGGUUAUUGAGGGUAAUCACAGUGAUUCAUACCCACUGUUGACCACAUAUGCCUCAGAGGUUAGGAAGAGUAACCCAAGGAGUCUUGUGAAGAUUCAAUGUGACAGAUUGACAGAAACUCAUAAUCCUGUGUUCAAGAGGUAUUUCAUUUGUUUUGAGGCCAUGCGAACUGGAUUCAUGGAAGGUUGUAGGCCUUUUAUUGGAAUUGAUGGUUGUCACUUAAAAGGCCCAUUUGGUGGUGUGCUUUUGGCUGCCGUAGCUCUAGAUGGGAAUAAUGGUUUGUUCCCCAUAGCAGUGGGUGUGGUGGAAAGUGAAGGGAGAGACAGCUGGGCAUUCUUCAUAGACCACUUGCACACAGUCAUUGGUGCAGGUACUCAUGCAAGGGCUUGGACAUUUAUGUCAGACCAACAAAAGGGUUUGGACAAAGUCAUAGCUGAAAUGGUACCAGAGGCAACUCACAGAACCUGUGCUAGACAUCUCUUCAAUAACUUCAAGAAGAAGCACCCAGGUGGUGAUAUUGUGGAACCUCCACCUUUAAGGAGAUUGCCUGGUAGGCCAAAAAAGAGCAGAAGAAGGGAUGUUGAUGAGCCAGAGGCAGGCACAAGUCAGUCUAGAAGGUCACAGACAGUCAAGUGUUCAAUUUGUCUGGAGUUUGGUCAUAAUAAAAGGUCUUGCCAAAGAGCUCCAGUGAGAAGAAGGAUUGCUUCCAGGAUUGAAGCCACACCAACUGCAGCUGAGCAAGCAACACCCAAUCCACCACAGGGAUUGUCACAAGCUGAAGGGUGUACUCCUGUUUCCUCUGUGGGAGUUUCUCAGAGAGUCAGAGGAAGAGGAAGAGGAGUGGUCUUGAGCAGGGGAAGAGGAAAAGCUACGGUACUUGGCAAAGGAAGGGGAAGAUCAAGGGGCAGGGGCAGGGGCAACAACAACAAAUUGCAACUGAAGUGAAACUGAGGUGGUUUUGGUCAUGAAGUCCUCUUUUAUCUACUUCUAUAUAUUAGCUGUGGUUAUAUAUGUGUGCUCACACCUUUUGUCUUUUGUUGGGUGAGCACUAAGUAAAUGUUAAAGGUCAUACCUUUUGUUUCUUCUUGGGUGACCAGCUGUAAUGCUCACACCUUUUGUUUUUUGUUGGGUGAGUUGCUAUUAGCCUAUUAGAUUAGUCAUGUUCUGUUCUUUCAUGUUAUCUUGCACUAUGUUGAACUUGGUCAUGCAGUUAAAAGGGCAAGCACUAGGCCUUUUGUAGCUUGCUCAUUUAACUCUUUUGUAUGUGUCCAAUGAGACUUUUGUCUGGUAUAUGUAAUAUGUGGCACAAUGAUCA
Molecule: messenger RNA, 2570 nt
Organism: Rhododendron vialii
Lineage: Eukaryota; Viridiplantae; Streptophyta; Magnoliopsida; Ericales; Ericaceae
Exons: 6
Coding region: 200-2200 (666 amino acids)
Source: RefSeq, a predicted model, not a curated record